Molecule: messenger RNA, 813 nt
Organism: Symsagittifera roscoffensis
Lineage: Eukaryota; Metazoa; Xenacoelomorpha; Acoela; Convolutidae
Product: cytochrome P450 2J4-like
Exons: 4
Coding region: 1-813 (270 amino acids)
Biological process (GO): xenobiotic metabolic process
Cellular component (GO): intracellular membrane-bounded organelle; cytoplasm
Molecular function (GO): heme binding; oxidoreductase activity, acting on paired donors, with incorporation or reduction of molecular oxygen, reduced flavin or flavoprotein as one donor, and incorporation of one atom of oxygen; iron ion binding
Source: RefSeq, a predicted model, not a curated record
AUGAUCCGAGACGUGCUGCACGACUCCCGAUUCACGAACCGAGCCAUCUUCGGUCUCUUCGAGUUUCUCGGAAACGGCUAUGGUGUGGCGUUCUCGUCGGGGGAGGUGAGUCGGGCAAAGAGACGACUGGCGUUGACGACUCUGAGACACUUCGGGGUGGGGAAGACAGUGUUCGCACAGGGCAUAGAGCAACAGAUUGAGAUGAUGUUGCAGCACAUUGAAACACAGAGACACGAAAACAGACCACUUUAUCUCCAGGCUAAAGAGCUGAAAGAGCUGCGAUUUGGUUUUAUCAAAGAGAUGAAAGAAUUCUUCGAGGCUCGGAAGCCGAAAGACAAGAAAGAGUUUCUGACCGAAGAACCGAUCUGCGUUGCCGACUAUAUAUGGAGCGACUUGAUGCAAUAUAAAAAUGAAGCGUACCCAUUUCCAGAACACGAUACCCCAUUCAUUCUCACUGAUAUGUUCAUGGCCGGACAGGAGACGACAACUAUGACCCUUUCAUGGGCCAUAUUGCUUAUGAUGCAUCAUCCAGAUAUCCAGGAUAAAAUCUACGAGGAUCUGAAAGCUGAGUUUCCAGAUAAGUCACAAAUAAUACCUUUGAGUGGUUUAAACACCUGUGACUUCACGUGUGCGACAAUUCAAGAAGUGCAGCGUGUAACACCCGUGCUUUCCAGCACAAUCGAUCACACAGCGAGUAAAUUCGAAAAGAACAUGUACCUGAUGCCGUUCCCAGUGGGAACCAGAGCUUGUCCGGGCAAAAACAUCGCCAAGAUGGAACUGUUUCUGGUAUUCGCUAACAUAUUAAGGAAGUAA